AUGUCAUUAGCCGCCUGGAGACGCCCGUCCGAGACGCGUCCCGACCCCGCCGCGAUCAACGGGCGAAUCGCGUCGCCGCACCCUCACGCUCCCCAGGCCCAGGUCCAUACCUAUCACGCCCACGCGCCACCGCCCAUCUACAUCCCAUCCCACCUCCCCGCACAUCUCCCCCUGCCGCGCGGCCACAACAGCGCGCGAUCGCCUAGGGUCCUCUCGCCCGUCUCCUCACCACAGUCGCGAGAGAACGCGUGGGCCCAUUGUCCCGCGUCUGGUGUGCCAGGCCCGCACAUGAACAUGGGCCGCGUGUGUGCUGGCGACGCCUCCGGGCACUGCAUAUAUUGCCGUCGACGGGUGUUCGUCAAGGGAGCUUACAGCCCCAGUCCGGAUUAG
Molecule: messenger RNA, 390 nt
Organism: Cutaneotrichosporon cavernicola
Lineage: Eukaryota; Fungi; Basidiomycota; Tremellomycetes; Trichosporonales; Trichosporonaceae
Exons: 2
Coding region: 1-390 (129 amino acids)
Source: RefSeq, a predicted model, not a curated record